Messenger RNA from Salvia hispanica, 1572 nucleotides. RefSeq names its product putative pectinesterase/pectinesterase inhibitor 51. The record is from RefSeq and is a predicted model, not a curated record. NCBI's taxonomy places the organism in Eukaryota, Viridiplantae, Streptophyta, Magnoliopsida, Lamiales, Lamiaceae. Gene Ontology annotation, biological process: cell wall modification. Gene Ontology annotation, molecular function: pectinesterase activity; enzyme inhibitor activity.
AUGGCAGCAUUUCUCUCCCUAACCCUCCUCUUUCUCCUCAUCGCCCACUCCUCGUGUAGCAUCAUCCACGACGCCUGCAAAGCCUCACGUGACCCUCUCCGAUGCCAGGACUGGCUCUCCCUCUCCGGUCACGUGCCUCCCAACGCCACCGCUUUGCAGCUCAUCCAAUCAUCGCUCCAAGCCAUCUCCACCGAUGUCAAAAAGGGCGGAGCAAUGCUCCAAGACAUCCUCGCCUCCUCCGCCGGCAACCCCAACCGCACCGCCGCCGCCCAGAGCUGCCUCGAGAUGGUGCGUUACGCUGAAUACCGAGCCGACCUCGUCGCCCGGGCCCUGCACCGCGGCGAGACCAAGGAGGCGCGCGCCUGGAUGAGCGGCUCGCUCGGGUACAAGUACGACUGCUGGUCGGCGCUCAAGUACGUCAACGACACGUCCCAGGUGGUCAAAACGAUGUCGUUCUUCGAUUCUACCUUGAUCUGCUGCAGCAGCGCCACUCUGGCGAUGCUGGUCAACUAUGAUUUGUAUGGUGAGAAAACCGGUUCUUGGGGCCCGGUCCGGACCGAGCGGGAUGGCUUCUGGGAACCGGUUUCCGGUUCUAAACCCGGUUCCGGUGGUGGCGUGCCGCGGGGGUUGAAGGCUGAUGUGGUGGUGUGCAAGGGCGGAGGCAGGUGCGACUACGACACGGUGCAGAAUGCGGUCGACAGGGCGCCUUCCGGUUCGGAUAAGCGGUUCGUGAUUUGGAUAAAAACCGGGGUUUAUGAGGAGACGGUUUUGGUGGGAUUGGAUAAGAGGAAUGUGUUUUUCUUGGGAGAUGGGAUGGGCAAAACGGUCAUUACCGGGUCGAAAAAUGCUGGCCAGCCCGGGAUGUCCACAUACCGGUCCUUCACUGUUGGAGUUCUUGGAGAUGGAUUCAUGGCAAGUAACAUUACCUUCCAAAACACAGCUGGCCCGAAAACUUAUCAAGCUGUGGCAUUCCGAUCCGACAGCGACCGCUCCAUCAUCGAAAACUGCGAAUUCCUCGGCAAUCAAGACACUCUCUACGCACACAGCAUGCGACAGUACUACAAAUCCUGCCGCAUCCAAGGGAACGUCGACUUCAUCUUCGGUAAUGCAGCCGCAUUCUUCAAGGACUGCCACAUCCUCGUUGCUCCGCGCCAGCAAAAGCCCGAGAAAGGCGAGAAAAAUGCUGUCACGGCCCACGGGAGGACGGACCCUGCCCAGUCAAUAGGGUUCGUCUUCCAAAAUUGUGUGGUCAACGGAACAGAGGCCUACAUGGCUCUGUUCCGCAGCAAUCCGAAGGUGCACACUAAUUUCUUGGGGAGGCCGUGGAAGGCCUACUCGAGGACUGUUUUUAUCUCGUGUGAUUUGGAAGCUAUUGUUACAUCAGAUGGAUGGAUGCCGUGGGACGGGGAUUCUGGGUUGAAGACUUUGUACUAUGGAGAGUACAAGAAUGCCGGAGCCGGAUCGGGCACGUCGGGAAGAGUACGGUGGAGCAGCCAGAUUCCGGCGGAGCAUGUUGCGUCUUAUUCCGUUGGAAAUUUCGUUCAAGGAGAUCAGUGGAUUCAUGGCAUAUAA